AUGAGUGAAGAAACCGUAGCACCAACCAGCACGCCGGAGACCGCCUGCGAUGCGAAGAUUCUAUUUCGCCAACUAAAACCAUUUCCGGUGAUCGACGAGAAUAACAAUUUUAAAAUUGAAACCGAACACUUUCUCGAAUCGUCCAAUCAAAUCAUCGAUGCUCUCGCAUGCUUCGGAAAGCUGUUUUCCCCCAUCGUUAGAGAUAUGCGACAGAACGUGCAGAAAAUAACGGAUAAAUACAAACAGAACGAAACGUUGUUCAAGUACUUGGAGGAUUUGAUUCUGAAGGACAAGGAUGGCAACGAUGUUCCGUUUGACACGGUGACCGAUGGUUUGAUGUGGCUGAAAAGAGCCUUCGAGAUGAUUGAACAAUUCUUUCGCAGUAUGCUGCAAGACGAGACAUGCAGCGAACAGGUGAAACCAUACCUAAAAAAGGCGUACGAAGAAUAUUUGCUGCCAUUUCAUGGAUUUCUGGCACAAAAAGCGUUUCAGCUGCUGCAAUUAUAUGUACCAACGCGAUCAUCGCUUCUCGGGACGGCGGAAUCCAAUUCAGAUAAUUUAAAGGCGCUUGGCGAAUUUUUAGUGCUGUUUCGUGCCACUUUGGAUCAUCUUAAUGAAUUCUACACCAAGCAUGACUUACAUAGAACUUACAAAGCGUAA
Messenger RNA from Anopheles marshallii, 660 nucleotides. RefSeq lists its product as uncharacterized. The record is from RefSeq and is a predicted model, not a curated record. Gene Ontology annotation, molecular function: ceramide 1-phosphate binding; ceramide 1-phosphate transfer activity. NCBI's taxonomy places the organism in Eukaryota, Metazoa, Arthropoda, Insecta, Diptera, Culicidae. Gene Ontology annotation, cellular component: cytosol; cytoplasm; membrane. The transcript has 5 exons. Bases 1 to 660 code for a protein of 219 amino acids. Gene Ontology annotation, biological process: intermembrane lipid transfer; ceramide transport.